Messenger RNA from Bradysia coprophila, 1886 nucleotides. Its product is annotated as UDP-glycosyltransferase UGT5-like. Gene Ontology annotation, molecular function: UDP-glycosyltransferase activity. The record is from RefSeq and is a predicted model, not a curated record. NCBI's taxonomy places the organism in Eukaryota, Metazoa, Arthropoda, Insecta, Diptera, Sciaridae.
UUGAUAUGUGUUGAACGCUUACCAAUUUCGGUAUUUCAUUUAUAGUUUAAGUGACUAACUGCCAUCACGUUUAUUCUUAUUUGGCUUUUACAACGAGUAUAAUGUUAUAAAUUACCAUAUAGUGCGAAGGGAAAGUGAGGUGAGACAGUCAGACAUGAAAGUCAGUUGCAUAAUUCUUAUCUGGUUUGCAUUGCAACAAAAUGCCUUAGCGUCAAACAUAUUAUUUGUGGUUCCCUUUCCGGGACCGAGUCAUUACGUUUUCAUCGGAAAUUUUGUGAAAGAACUCAUAGCUCGAGGACAUGAUGUUACAGCGAUAACAAAUUUCAAAUUAAACGAAAACUCUACGAGGUACAACGAGAUAUUAAUCGAUCCACAGUAUGAUAUCUCUGUUCAUGUAUUGGAACCAGGGAACCAAAAUGCAUAUGUCUAUGAAUUUCAGUAUCUUACGGUGCUCUAUGAGAUGGGAAUCAAGAGUGGGAUUCAUGGAUUGAGAGACAAAAAUGUGCAAAAAUUGAUCCACCGAAACGACGUUCAUUUCGACUUGAUUAUUGCGGAACAAUUUUUUCAGGAAAGUUGGCUUAUGUUUAGCAGAAAGUACAACGCUCCGAUUGUUACAAUUGGAACUUAUGGAUAUUCCGACUUCUUCGAUUCAAUAAUGGGUCUUCGAACAUCGUGGUCCUUCGUACCGCAUAUGAUUACGAAUUACUCAGACCGAAUGACGUUCUUCCAAAGAGUUCACAACACAAUUCUGUCGCUGGUUGAUGCAUUUUACAGAAAAUACUAUUACUUGCCGGCUCAAAACAAUAUUGUUCAAGAGAUUUUCGGAUCAAUUGAAAGUCUACAACCAAUCCCAUCCGUAGAGGAAUUGGAGAAAUCUAUUUCGAUUAUGCUCAUCAAUUCACACUUAAGCAUAGUGUCACCGAGACCGAGUAUGCCGGGAUUAAUUGAUAUUGGUGGUGCAGCAAUAAGAGCUCCCAAAAAGUUACCAGCUGACAUUCAGAAAAUUCUCGACGAAGCAGUUGAAGGUGUGGUGUACGUAAGUUUCGGAGCUAAUGUGAAGUGGAGAGAUAUGCCAACUGAAAAAUUGAAUGAAUUUGUGGAAUCAUUUAACAAUUUGAAAUUAAAAGUUCUGUGGAAAUGCGAUCUAACCGACCUCCCAAAUAAGUCAACAAAUAUUUUCAUACGACAGUGGCUUCCACAAUCCGAUAUCUUAGCCCAUAAAAAUGUUCGCCUAUUUAUCACGCAUGGUGGGAUGUUCGGAACUACUGAGGGAACAUCCAGAGGCGUUCCGAUGCUAUUCAUGCCAGUCUAUGGAGAUCAGUUUCGAAAUGCUGCCAAAACGGUUGAGAAGGGACAUGCAUUGAUAUUGCACAUUGCGGAUGUCACAAGACAAAAAUUAACCGAAAAAAUUGAGACUUUGGUGUACGACAAACAGUACAGAGAACGGGCUGAGAAAAUUUCUAAUAUUUUCAAUGACAACUUGGUUCAUCCAAUGGACGAAGCUAUGUACUGGAUUGAGUAUGUAAUCCGUCACAAAGGUGCUGCUCACCUUAAAUCAGCAGCAGUGGAAAUGCCGUUCUACGCCUAUUAUUCAAUAGAUGUGUUUGGUGUCCUGAUUGCCUUACCAAUAGUAAUAUUAGCUGUGUUGGUGAAGCUAUGCUUAGGUUUGUGUUGUAGAGCGAAAAAUGGUGGAAUCAAAGUGAGUAAGAAAAAGAGGAACUGAAGAAGAGGACACAAACGAUGUGAGUACAUUGACAAAUAACGUUGAUAGGAUUGUGGUAAUGACAUCAGUAACGGCUGCAAAUUUACAGUUGUAGGUCUAACGUAACAAUCAAUGUCCCACAGUAUGUGUAACGUCCAAUGUAAUUAAAAAUAAAGUCCUGAGC